Messenger RNA from Mixia osmundae IAM 14324, 1176 nucleotides. RefSeq lists its product as uncharacterized. The transcript is spliced from 3 exons. Lineage: Eukaryota; Fungi; Basidiomycota; Mixiomycetes; Mixiales; Mixiaceae. The coding region runs from base 1 to 1176 and encodes 391 amino acids. The record is from RefSeq and is a predicted model, not a curated record.
AUGGACGGCUCAGCACGCUAUGCCAUACUGAAACGACUCAAACGCAUCGCUUCCACGCCCGAGGCAGUACUCGAGCAAUGUGGCUAUCCCGCUUUCAUCGCACACUUGCCCCGAGAGCCCUCGAGCAGUCGACCACGAAAGCGAGCUAGAAUGAGUCCAGAGCGAGAGCCGAUAGCCUCUACCGAUGAUCUACUGACCCCAUCUGAGCUCGAGACUGCAUCGGAAGAUCCUGUCGGCCGUCGUACAAGGCCAAAGACGGCUUCCUCUGACGAAGCGCGUCAGGCGGAUUCAGUACUGGCCGACGAAAAGGCAAGCGAAGCGGAGCACCUCGCUCGGAUAGAGUCUCAAGACCCGUGGAACGAUGACAAGCCUGACAAUCCUUGGGGGUUUCCAGAGAGGAUCGUGCAAGAGCAUCCUGCGCUCCGUCUGAGAAACUUCUUUGUACUUCAGCAGCAUCACGCAACAGCAAAGCAUUUCGAUCUGCGACUGCAGAGCCAGUACAUACGCGACGGUGUGGGGCCUUGUACACUAUCGUUCGCCCUACCAAAGGGAUUCGAGGGGUUCAGGCCGGAUAAGCCCGCACCUGUUCGCAUGGCAGUCGAAACGCAUCUCCAUCCAAUCGAUUACACGACUUAUGAAGGCGUCUCCGUCGGAACCACCAUCGUCUGCGAUAUCGGCAGCUAUACCAUGAGAUCUUCAUAUGCGGCGCUCAGACGAGGAGAAGAUCAGGAUGCCGAUACGCAAGACGAAAUCGGUCGGCCCGGCUCGGCAGAUGAGGAGGCUCUCGCGCAACAGUACCGCAAUAGAUCCAUCACCGUUGAACUGAAAGGACGUCAUCAUCAUUUCAUUGUCAAUCUCAAGCUGUCAGACAACAAUACAAAAUACACCAAGCCCAAGGGAUCCAAGCCUGGCGUGACAGAAGUCAAGCGAAGCUGGCUCUUGCAAGUUCGACAUCCUCGAAAACACAGAAACGUUCCGUUCAGAUCGCCAUACGCUGUGUGGCCGUCCAACUCGGAUGACUUUACUUCACUCUUUACCGGAAAGACGAUCGCUCAAGUCAAGGCGGAAUAUGAGGCAUCGCUCCUCAGAUCAACACUGAAGGAGAAAGAGGAUCGCGCACGGAAAGUCGAGCGCGACAGAGCCUUGAAGCCUCUGACGAGGCAGCUGUUGCAUUGA